Molecule: messenger RNA, 2362 nt
Organism: Gymnogyps californianus (California condor)
Lineage: Eukaryota; Metazoa; Chordata; Aves; Accipitriformes; Cathartidae
Gene: SERPINF2
Product: serpin family F member 2
Exons: 9
Coding region: 57-1619 (520 amino acids)
Biological process (GO): negative regulation of endopeptidase activity; negative regulation of fibrinolysis
Molecular function (GO): serine-type endopeptidase inhibitor activity
Source: RefSeq, a predicted model, not a curated record
AAAGUCCCUCCCAGACAGCACUUGCUGAGUGCCUGCAGCCCCUCCGAGGCAGAAAUAUGGUGUUCCUCUGGGGUCUGUGGCUGCUCUGCCUAUCUGCUCUGCACAGUCACCUAAGGUUUUCUUCUGCCCAUGCCAUUGAGCAAAAGCGUCUCUUCUUAGACAAAGACGGGGAGCUGAAGGACGUGAAAACUGCUGAAGUUGUACAGUCUGCUCUGCUGGGAGCCAUCCCACCCGUGCCGGACGCAGAGCUGGCAGACUUUACCUAUGACAACUUCCAGGAGAUUGAUGGGCCCAUGUUACCUUUCACCACCACACUGCCAGGCACGAGGAAUGACUGGAACCCAGAAGAUGAAAUCAUAGCUGGGGCUGUGGGUUGUCAUGAACAGCAGCCAUCUGGGGAAAUUGCCUCUUCUGAAGAGGAAGGAGAGGCUGAAGAUAAAAGCUGUGAGAUGACUUGGAAGAAGAGCCAGAGGCUAGCAGAUGGCUUGAUGAGAUUCAGCAUCGAUCUCCUGAGAGAGGUCCAGCUGGAGUCCAACAGAACCAAUGUGAUCCUGUCACCCCUCAGCAUCGCCCUCGCCUUGUCUCACCUGGCACUGGGAGCAGCAAAUCAGACAGAGAAGCAUUUGCUGGAGGCAAUGCAUCUGGAGUCGGUGCCCUGUCUCCACCACACGUUGGGCACCCUUCAGAGAAGGCUCACAGAAUCCACCCUCAGCCUUGCAUCGCGACUGUACCUGCAGAAAGGAUUUGAGGUAAAAGAGAAGUUCCUGGAGGAUUCAGAGAAAUUCUACAGAGCAAAGCCCGUGACUCUUUCUGGGAUCAGUGAGGAUGACCUCGUAGCCAUAAACGAGUGGGUAAAGGAAGCAACUAAUGGGCAAAUACCCACCUUCCUACAGCAGCUCCCUGAAAACACAGUGAUGCUCUUGCUCAAUGCAAUCCAUUUCCAUGGGUUUUGGAGGAAUAAGUUCGAUGCUAGCUUCACUGGGCCAGAUGUAUUCCACCUUGACAAUGAGUUCAUGGUCCCGGUUGAGAUGAUGAAAGCCCAGAAGUACUGCCUGAGCUGGUUUACACUGGAGUCCCAGGACAUUCAGGUGGCCAAGUUUCCCUUUAAGAGUAACAUGAGUUUUGUGGUCAUUGUACCAAACCAGUAUACUUGGAAUACCUCUCAUGUGCUGGAGAACUUGCCUUAUGAACAACUAUGCAGGCUUUUCCCCAAAGAGGUACCGACCACAGUGAAGAUCCCCAAAAUAAAAUUGGACUACCAGCUGGAACUCAACAAGGUUCUCAGUCAAAUGGGCCUCCAGGAGCUGUUCACAAGCCCAAAUCUCCAGAAGAUCACAGAUGAGCCUCUCUUCGUAUCCAGUGUACAGCAUCAGUCUACCCUGGAGCUUAAAGAAGAUGGGGUGGAAGCAUCUGCUGCUACCAGCGUUGCGAUUUCACGCUCGGUCUCUGCCUUCAGCCUUGACCGGCCCUUUGUCUUCAUUAUCUUUGAAGAUGAAACAGGCAUCCCACUUUUUAUAGGCAGUGUCCAGAACCCUAACCCCAAUGCUGCUCCCCAGAUAAAAGAGCCACGGGACUCACGUGAAGCAACAGAUGACAAUGACUACCCCAUGCCCAAAUAAGAGAGGAGCAGAGCCUAAGCAUUCUGGGACUGCUACCUGACCCUUUGGACCAGCUAAGAGAGGCCCCCUGUCCUUGGAGACCUCCCUCUGAGGCCACAGGAGGCAAUCUCUUGCUGUUUUCCUUUACAGAUCCCUAGAGACCAGUCCUGGGAUAGCCCGUUCCAGCCUCAACAAGCUUCUCCAGGCUGGGGUUCCCCUCUGUUGAACCUGAAAAACUUGCUCUGCCUGGAUUUCCCUUCCAGAGCUCUCAGUUCUGGAAGGGAGACUUCCUUGUCCCCAGACUCUUAUUAGAGUCUUUAUUAAGCUCUUAUUAGAGUCCCCCGUAGCCUGGAAUCAUCAUUAGCAUCUGGCAGCUUGGACAACAGCCAGAGAGAUUAAUACGGCUCUUCCUUCCGCAGUUCCUGUGAAUGUGUCUCCCUCAAAGUGCUCCUCUGAAAACCAUCUGUACCCACCUAGAAAACGACCUCUAGAUCAACUGGACUAGCAACCAGUUGUCUUCUCUAGGAUGCGUCACAGCCAUUUCCAGGCACAGGCUGUUUUCAAAGAUUCCCUUUUCCCACUCCUUGGCUAUGGGGAUCUGAUGUGGGAAGGUCUGCAGUGGGAAACCCCUUUGGAUCCUUAUCUCCAGCCCUCUUCCUGGGAAACUCUAGGUUCUUGGGUAAUGCUAGAUUUUUCGAGACAUAUUUUGUAAAGUGUUUUUUAGUAAUUUUUAUGUUGGCAGAAUAAUAAAGAGUAAAGCAGAA